This is a messenger RNA of Ictidomys tridecemlineatus (thirteen-lined ground squirrel), 5943 nucleotides long. NCBI's taxonomy places the organism in Eukaryota, Metazoa, Chordata, Mammalia, Rodentia, Sciuridae. The record is from RefSeq and is a predicted model, not a curated record.
AUGGUGUCACUGCUAAAGAAAAAUGAUUCUGGAGAACUAGAGUCACCUGAUGUCAUUGGGUACAGGAGUGUGAUGUUGAAGAUCUAUAGGAACCUGGUGUCACUGUGUGAGGCUCUACAGGAGUGUGAUGUUGGAGAAACAGAGGAAACUGGUGUCAAGAGUGAAGCUGUCCCCUCCUACAGCUACAGAAGUGUGAUGCUGGAGAACUACAGGACCCUGGUGUCUGUAGGUGAGGCUGAUUCCUCCCACAACUACGGGAGUCUACAGGGCUGUAAUGGUGUAGAACUACAGGAACUAGGUGUCACUGGGUUAGGCUGUACUAUCCCCCAGAUACAGGAGUAUGAUGGUGGCGAACUACAGGAACCUGGUGUUUCUGGAUAUAUGAGUGUCUUGGUGGAGAACUACAGCAUCCUGGUGUCCCUUGGUGAGGCUGUCCCCUCCCACAGAUACAGGAGUGUGAUGGAGAACUACAGCAACCUGGUGUCACUGGGCCCCGAAGGGAUCCAGGACGCGGGCAGCCUCGGGCGGCACGUGGAAGACCAGGAGGAGCCCGAAGGGCGGCCGGGAGCACUAUCCCCACGCCGCCGCGCCCGCAUCUUUCGGUGGUCAAGGCCAGCGCGGGUCCCAUCUGCACGUCUAGGGCAGCUCGAGGAGCGCCUCCCCGCUUCUGCGGAAGGGGCGCCCCGGGUGGUGGGGAGCGUGCUGCAGGCGCGUCUCUUCUCUUUCUCCUCUGCAGCUCUGCUCUCCGGGGACACCGCGCCGCUCCGGGAGAGGAACCGCAAGCGGGAGGUGGCGGGGCGCGGAGCUGGACAGAGAGCCAUGGCGCAGGGCUUGGUGACCUUUGGGGACGUGGCUGUAGCUUUUUCCCCAGAGGAGUGGGAGUGGCUGAGCCCCACGCAGAGGAGCCUGUACAGGAGGGUGAUGCUGGAGAACUACCGGAGCCUGGCGUCGCUGGGACUCUGUGCUUCUAAGCCCGACGUGAUCUCCUCCCUGGAACAAGGAAGAGGCCCCUGGACGAUGAGGAGAAGGGGGACGCGAGGCCCGUGCCCAGAAGCGGAGGCUGUGCAGAAGACCCAGGAGUCCCUUCCCGAUCGCCCACGUGAGGAAGGACGAGCCCCGGCGGCAGCAGCGGGGCCCGCGGGCUGUUGCCUGGAGGACUCUGUUUUAGGGGAGAGCUGGGGUUCUGAUGCUCUACUUGAGACACAGCCGGGCUUGGUGACCGUCACCAGCAUGGCCGUGGACUUCUCCCGGCAGCCAGACCCAGCUCAGAGGACCUUCUGUAAGGACGUGCUGUGGGAGGAGCCGAGUGACCAGGAGUCUGUAGGACGGGGCGUUUCUAAGCCAGACGUGGCCUCUUUCCUGGAGCAAGAGGAGGAGCCCUGGAUGGUGCCCAGAGAGCUGGCUGCAGGCCUGUUCUCAGGCCAGCAAUCUGUUCAUGAGACCCAAGAAUUAUUUCCAAAACAGGACUUAUGUGCUGAUGGAGUAAUAGACAGAACUUCGAGUGCCAAACUUGAGGAUUCCACUUUCAGAGAAAAUUGGGCUUCUGAGUGUGUGUGUGAAGGGAAGCUGGCACAUCACGAGACAGUCACUCAGGACCAAGCCCCCCCAAAGGAGAGAGAGCAUUUGUAUAACAAACCUAGAAGAUGGUUCCACUUGAAUAGUUCAGAAGAGAGAGUCCAUAGUUGUGAUUCAGGUAAAGGUUUUCAGAAAACUUCAGUGGUAAUAAAACAAGCAGGAAUCUAUGCAGGAAAAAAACUGUUCAAAUGUAAUGAAUGUAAGAAAACUUUUACUCAGAGCUCAUCCCUCACUGUUCAUCAGAGAAUUCAUACUGGAGAGAAGCCCUAUAAGUGUAGCGAGUGUGGGAAGGCCUUCAGUGACGGUUCCUCCUUUGCACGGCACCAGCGGUGUCACACGGGCAGGAGGCCCUAUGAGUGCACCGAGUGUGGGAAGGCCUUCAUACAGAACACGUCCCUCAUCCGCCACUGGAGGUACUACCACACCGGGGAGAAGCCCUUCGACUGUGCCGACUGCGGGAAGGCCUUCAGUGAUCACAUAGGGCUGAACCAGCACAGGAGGAUCCACACCGGAGAGAAGCCCUACACGUGUGACGUGUGUCACAAGUCCUUCAGGUACGGCUCUUCCCUCACUGUGCACCAGAGGAUCCACACUGGAGAAAAGCCGUACGAGUGUGACGUCUGCAGAAAAGCCUUCAGCCACCACGCGUCCCUCACGCAGCAUCAGAGAGUGCAUUCUGGGGAGAAACCUUUCAAGUGCAAGGAAUGUGGGAAAGCCUUUAGGCAGAACAUCCACCUGGCCAGUCACCUGCGGAUCCACACUGGAGAGAAGCCCUUCGAAUGUGGCGAGUGCGGGAAGUCCUUCAGCAUCAGCUCCCAGCUCGCCACUCACCAGAGGAUCCACACGGGGGAGAAGCCCUACGAGUGCCAGGUGUGCGGCAAGGCCUUCACCCAGAAGGCCCACCUGGCGCAGCACCAGAAGACCCACACCGGGGAGCGGCCCUACGAGUGCAAGGAGUGCGGCAAGGCCUUCAGCCAGACCACCCACCUGGCGCAGCACCAGCGCGUGCACACGGGGGAGAAGCCCUACAAGUGUGUGGAGUGCGGGAAGGCCUUUGGGGACAACUCCUCCUGCACCCAGCACCAGAGGCUCCACACUGGCCAGAGGCCUUACGAGUGCCUGGAGUGUGGCAAGGCCUUCAAGACCAAGUCCUCCCUCAUCUGUCACCGCAGAAGUCACACCGGGGAGAAGCCUUACGAGUGCAGUGCGUGCGGCAAGGCUUUCAGCCACCGGCAGUCCCUCAGCGUCCAUCAGAGGAUUCACUCUGGGAAGAAACCCUACGAGUGCAAGGAGUGCAGGAAAACCUUCAUCCAAAUCGGGCACUUGAACCAGCACAAGAGAGUUCACUCUGGAGAGAGGCCCUACGGCUGCAGGAAGGGCAGGAGAGGCUUCAGGCCCACGGCACACUGUGCCCACCCUCCACGGGGCCACUCUGCAGAGUCCUCCACGCGCCCUGCCCUCUCCUCCACGUCCAGUUCUGUGGACCUCUUCCCCAGAUUCCUCUGGAGUCCGUCCUCACUGCCAUCGCCGUAGUCUCAGGAUACCAUUUCAGCUGCAUCACUUCACUUAAAAACUCAUCUGUCUGCCCUUUGUUUUUGUCCCUUAUAAGUUCAUUCUUCACAGUCAGACUGGUUUUUUUAAGUGAAAAUGUAAUGAAUUCAUUUGUAUAAACUUGUUUGUGAUCCUCUCAACGAUUAAUGCAUAAGAUGUGCCGCACAGUGCUGGUCCAUACCAAGCAUUCAGUAAACUUGCUCCUUUUCUUUUCUUGUGGUAAAGAAGAUUGAACCCAGGGUGCUUUACCACUGAGCGCAUCUACAACCCUUCUUAGUGUUUGGGUAGGAUUGCACUAAGUUGUUGAGGGUGGCCCUGGACAUUGAAAUGUGACUGUAGGGGCUGGGGAUGUAGCUCAGUGGUCGAGUCCUUCCCUAGCAGGCAUGAGGCCUUGGGUUUGAUCCCUAGCACCAGAGGGAGGGAAAAAAGAAGAGGAAAAAGUUAUGGUAGUCAUCUCGUAAAAAUGAUGCAGUGGGAUGAAGGGAGAAGCCGAUUGUGGGUCAGGAGUGGAGCUCUGCAGGUAGCUAAUGAAAUUUGCCUGUGUUCCUUUAAAAUUUGAUUCCAUGAUGCUGAGAAGUAUUGUGACAUUCCCUUUGAUCUACACAAAUGUAAGGUGAUCUGAGCUUUUUGGUGACAAAAUCCAAGUUUAUGUUUGACAACAGUCUUUGAUAGUGUAGAGGACAUGAAUUAAUAGGCCAUUUGGAAUAAAUGAAUUAAAUAGAUAAUGCAGGAUUGAUAUGCAGAGUUAAAACUAUUAAUGCAGUACUCUGGAUAAACCAAUCUAGUAGCAAGAGUCAGCAAUCCAUGACUUGUGCCCAAGGUCUCGCUGGUGAUUUUUAUAUUGCCCAUGAUCUAAAAUUUUAAAACAUAUUCAUAAGUGGUUCAAAAAUGAAAAUGUUUUCAACAUGAUCAUUAUGUUAAAUUUCAGUGUCUGUAAAUAAAGUCGUGUUUGCACAUAACCACCCUUGUUCAUUCACACGUUGUUACAACAGCAUAGUUGAGUAGCCCAAACAAAGACCAUCUGGUUUGCAGACCCUAAGAAAUCUGCUGCAUGAACCUUUGCAGAAAAAUUUAGUGAUCCCUGCUGUAGAGAUUGCUGAGGAAUCUUUGGCUCAUGGGCAAAAUACUGUCUGCAGCCUGUGUAAAUAGUCCUACUGAACAGUGACCACACUCAUUUGUUCACCUGCUUUCUCUGGCUGCUUUUACAACAGAGGCAGACGUUGAGUAGCUGCAACACUGAUGAUAGUUACUGGGGUUUUUUUGUUUGUUGUCGUUGUUGUGGUUGGGAGGAUUGAACCCAGGGCACUUUAGCAAUGAGCUGCCUCCCCAGUCUUUUUGAGACAGGGCCUUGAUAAGUUGCCCAGGCUGGCCUCAAACCUGUGAUCCUUCUGUCAUAGCCUCCCAAGUUGCUGGGAUCACAGACAUGCAGCACCACGCCCACCACAUUACCAUUCUUUUAUAGAACGUUUACUGCCCACUGCUCUGGAGUGGAGGAAAAUUUACAAAACUAUCAAAUUUUCUAAGGUAAUAUAACUCUUACAUCAGAAAUUUAAAGACUGACUAUAAAACAAUUUAUGAAGAGAUGAAUUACUAAAUGAUAAUGAAAAGUAGAACAUGUCAAUAAAAAGGAAAAAUAGAUGAAAUAUUCGAUUCUAUUUAAAUGAUUGUAAAUUAUAUAUCCCAAAUGGAAUUCCAGUAGAUAUGUUUACUAUAAUGAUUGUUGAUGGUUGUCCGGAAAAAACACAAGGAAGUACAACUAGGCAAGAAAAACCAAGAUAUACUUGAAAGAGUUUCCUUUGUGAAUGAAAUUUAGUAUGUGAUACUGGUAUGUUGAUAUUGGCUGAAAUAGUUGUCUUUACAUAUGAGAUUUGGUAGGUGAUGCUGCCAUAAAACGCUGUGUCAGAAGCAUACAUGAAAGGGUACUUUCAGUAUAUAGGACAUACAGUCUUUAAGAUAAAUGUGAAAGAGUUAUAGUUAGAUCUCUGUAAGAUCACUGUCACAGGGACACAGAAGAUGCCUUCCCCAAGAAGGCGUACUCCUUAAGAUAAAUGUGAGGCAUUUCACAUCUCUCAUAUGAAAUCAUAUGAAGGAGGAACCAGAAAGAAAUGCACACCUUCACCAAGUAGGGCAUAUAGAUCUAGAAGGCACACAGGAAGAGGACCCUUCACCAUGUAGGACACACAGUCCUGGAAGACACAGGAAGAGGACCCUUCACCAUGUAGGACACACAGUCCUGGAAGACACAGGAAGAGAACGCCUUCACUAUGUAGAACAGUCCUGGAAGACACAGGAAGAGGACCUUCACCAAGUAGGACACACAGUCCUGGAAGACACAGGAAGAGGACCCUUCACUAUGUAGGACACACAGUCCUGGAAGACACAGGAAGAGGACCUUCACCAAGUAGGACACACAGUCCUGGAAGACACAGGAAGAGAACGCCUUCACUAUGUAGAACAGUCCUGGAAGACACAGGAAGAAGAUAUCUUCACAGGUCAUCCUAGAAGCUUUAAAGGAAAAGAAUAGUUGACUUGUGCAAUGAUUUAGAACUCCAUCAUGGUGAAAGUCACCAGAAACAUGUAAAAAACAAAAGGCAGAAAAUGUACACAAUUCAUUUAAAAAUAUGCCACUUAGGAAAAAUACCAUUAAAUAUGAAAAGUCAUGGGGGAUCUUUAUGGCACAUACCAGAAUGUAUGUCACAGCUGCUAUAUUCAAGUGAAUUAAGAAACUUUGUGAUGCUCUUACCUCAUUGAACAGACAAGAACUAAUGAAAAUAAUUUUUCUUGACUCUUGGAUUAAAAUCUAAAGUUUGAAUGACA